Molecule: messenger RNA, 5496 nt
Organism: Bolinopsis microptera
Lineage: Eukaryota; Metazoa; Ctenophora; Tentaculata; Lobata; Bolinopsidae
Exons: 21
Coding region: 28-4821 (1597 amino acids)
Biological process (GO): regulation of gene expression; chromatin remodeling
Cellular component (GO): chromatin; nucleus
Molecular function (GO): histone H3K9 demethylase activity; histone H3K36 demethylase activity
Source: RefSeq, a predicted model, not a curated record
AAUGUAAGGACUGUAGACAGGGUUUGGAUGAUUUCUAAUGAGGAUGUGGAAGAAUUCCUGUGUAAGAGUGAUAUCAUGGUGUUCAGGCCGACCAAGAAGGAAUUCAAGAACUUCUCCAAGUAUGUUGAGUAUAUGGAGGAAUGCGGGGCCGCUAAAUGGGGCGUUGCCAAGAUUAUUCCACCAAAAGGCUGGAAACCUUGUCGGGAUAUAAAGAGGAAGCUGAGCCAGAAAAAGUUGUUGAUUGAAAACCCGAUUCUUCAAGAGAUAACCUCUACUCAUUCUGGGAUCUAUCAACAAAUGAACAUAGAGCAGCCGGCGCUUACUGUACAAGACUUCGCAAAAGAAGCACUGAGUGAUCGUUACAAACCACCAGAAGGUUCCCUCGAGUUUCUUGAACAGAGGUACUGGAGAGGAUUGACCUUUAACCCACCUCUCUACGGUGCAGAUGUACCAGCUUCUUUGUACGACACAAACGUCAAGGAGUGGAAUGUGCCGAAGUUGGGGGAUGUGCUGGAGGAGGUGUGCAAUAAACUGAACGUUAAGAUCCCAGGUGUCAACUCUCCUUACCUUUACUUUGGAAUGUGGCGGACCACUUUCCCGUGGCAUGUCGAAGAUAUGGAUCUCUAUUCUAUCAAUUAUUUGCACUACGGGCAACCUAAGUUCUGGUAUGCCAUACCUGAGUGCCAUGCAUCUAGAUUCCAAACUAUGAUUAGAGGGAUCUACCCAGACUUCUUCAAAGUUUGUCCAGAGUUUAUGAGGCACAAAAUGACAAUUGUUUCUCCAAAGAACUUGGCCAGAAAUGGAAUUCCUGUAAACAGGAUGGUGCAACGAGCCGGCGAGUUCAUGAUCACAUUUCCAAACGGAUAUCACUCCGGAUUCAAUAUGGGAUACAACGCAGCUGAGUCCGUAAACUUCGCCCUGCACAGAUGGUUGGACGUCGGAAAGAUUUCGAGAUUUUGUGUGUGUUAUAGUGACACGGUCAGCAUAAACAUGGACGACUUCAUUGAUGAGUACAACUUGCUUUACGAUAAAGAUAUCCAAAAGUUCGUCCGAAAGCAACCUAAGAAAACUAUAGUUACCGCACAAAACGACGAGCUUUUGAAAAAGAUGCGGAACCGACGCAAGCUAGCAGACUAUCGCUCAGAAAACAACACACGUGCAAUAGCGCGGCGCACGCGGCACCGACAAAAGAUGAAGUACAGGAAAAGGAAGAUUAAAAGAUGGAGAAGUAAGAUCCUGUUGAAGAGAUGUGUAAAGAGGGUGUGCUGUAGAAACCUUGUUAUUGACCCUCUUCCUGAUCUUGAUUAUGAGGUAAAGUUUGAAAGUGACGAGGAGGAAGACAGUGGUCGUAUCACCCGAUCUCACAACACCCAACCCUCCCAAGUCUCCAUCAGGAUACUCCCCUCAGACCCCCACUCUCCUAAAUUUACUGACUUCCCUUCCAAAGUCUGGUUCUCUCGAGCCAUGGGUUGUAUUGAGAAGGACUUCACUUUAAGAGGGGAAAAUGUUCCUCUGAGAUCAGUUUACGUUCGACCUGGAAAAGAUAACAGCAUUGAUAAUAAUGAAACUUCUUACGGUCCCUCUGAUCAUCAAACGACCACCUCGCUUAAGAAUAAGAUGGAUUCAGCUAUAAAAUCAGAACCUGAAGAUGCUGAAGAACCGAAAAUAUUUAUUCAAAACAUUAAUUAUCGUGAGAAGCCAAAUGACGUGAAGAUUGAUCAAGAACAGGGAACUCCUGAUAAACCUGAUCAGUCUUCAGAGCCUCAAAAGAAGAAAGAAUCUCGUGUUGAUAUAACUAAACCUGAUUCUCAUGGUGCAGAUAAUAAAAAGAUCACCAAACAGCCUGCUGACAAAGAGAAAUUGAGAAAAAGGAGAAAAAAGAAAGCUUUAGAAAUCAGUCUGGAUCUACCAGAUUCGUUCAUGCUCAGGAACGCUCCUGAUUCUCAGUUUACUGAACUUUCAGCAUCUGAUUCAGGCAAGGAUUUAUCAGAAUUUUCUGAGUUGAUGGAGACGAUAGAAGAGCUGCCGCCUAGAAUCAACAAACGGAGAACGAGGAAAAACAAGGGAGGUCGUCCAAACAAGCUGGAGCAAAUGAAACUGAUGCAAACUGAACAGGAUAGGUUGAAUGAGCAACAUAUGAUAGCUGAAGCUCGAAGAAGGGCAGUAAUGUGGGAGUCCACGGCUCACCUGCAUGUUCCCACUUCCACCGUACCCAUCAUUAACGAAGAGGACGUGUACCAUGUCACUGUUGAAACAUCCGAGGAUAAUAUCCGCAGCAAGAGGGAGAUUAGUCCUGUUGUUAAUAUCAGUGAUAGCAGCCCUCAACCUGAGGGAAACGAGGACACCAAGUCUGACUGGAGACUCUGUAUCAUGCACAAGGUCAAAGCUGAGGACGAUAAACCUACACGAAAAAGGCGUUAUUUGGACCGGAUGAGAAUGAGACCAACGUUCGGCUCCACCGGACCGUACCUCAGUCAGGAUAAAAUCAACGCUAUCGUGGAAGCUGAGUCUUCGGUCAGGAUACAGAAAAACGGCAAACGCAUCAACGUCAAACUUAAAGAUCUCAUCAUUUUCGACAAGAAGAUUAUAGCUUCAAACGUUGAAAACAGGGAUAAGAACGGGAGGUUGAGAGUUAACAGAUGUUCGGCUUAUUCUGGGUUCGAGAGCAUGCUCAAGAUAACGUGGAUAUUUGACCACACUUACUCCACUCCCAACACCCUAGUCAGCCCUGAGAAUGUCGUUACAGUACCUAUUGGAGACAAUCGAUACAAAGUAAUCCACGUGGACAUAGAUAAUCAAACGACGAAGUCUUACACCGGUCGUAGUUUUGUGAACCAACACGCCAAGUGGAGUCCGCGUAUACUGUCUAUGGGCCACAAUAUUAUGGCUAUCUUUAACUACCAAGCUUUCUCUGGGACCGGGUUUACAUUUGACGACACAGCCACCCACCCGGAACCGUCUGUUGUUCGUCACGUGUCUUCUGCACUGUGCCAGAAGAUUCUAGAUCAGCGGCAGCAUAUCCUGGCCCAAAGACAAGAGCGACAGAAAGCAGACCACGUCCGGAAAGCAAAGAAAAGGGGUAGGCCGAGGAAGAAGAGUAAAGAACUUACCCUAGCCGCGCAGCCAACCCCUCCUAUAAUGAUACCCCACACUCAGAUAAUUGAGGAUGAUCCCAAACGGAGGAGAACAAGCCCACCAGUUUUAGAAGAGGUUCAGGGUGACUUUGGGCUGUCUCCUCUACACCACUCUGCCCCACUCCCUGUCCAACUGUCAGUCCCCCAUCCUGCAGCUCCAUAUCCUGCUCCAUAUCCUGCUUCACAUCCGGUAUUCAACUUAAUGUCCACCGUCAGCUGUCCAGGGACCAGGAACCUCUUCCCUUCCCCUCGACUACAGCUAAAGAUCAAGUCAGUCCAGUCCGUCUCUCCGGCUCCACCGGGAAAUCCCACUUUUGAUCUCCGCCCUCCGUGUCGGCCCCGCCCCCAAUCAGACUACAACGUUGCAUCGCACCAAGUCGUCCGAACCAGCAUUCCCCAACAGCAGAUAAUCAGCCUGGAUCAGUUCAACUUCCCAGUCUCCGCUGCUAACAGUGGGGUUUCUUCAAAAAGGCGAGCUACUGCCAAGCCUCCUGCCAAGAGCAAGAGCAAGUUUGCUAUGUAUGAUUUCAGAGAGCCUGAUUCUCUUCCGCCGGGAAGUUCCCAAUUUGGUGCGGAUUUCAGUAAGGGCUGUCUGGUAAAUCAGAUUACCAACCAGCUUACCAACCAGAUACAUGCGACCCCAAACGUUAAUCUUAACCUUAGACAGGUCCAGACACAUAUCGAUCAAAUGAGAGAACAAUUACCGAUGACUACGAGCACUAACUUGGUCGUUGGAUCAGAUCACGGAAGAUCAGAUAUCAUGACCCCUCAAAAAUUGCCAGCCAGUACUUGGGACAUGUUUCCGGGUACCCAAUCUGAGCGAGCUAUAAAAGUCCGGCGAUUUCUAGAAUCCGCGUCUGGCAACAGCGAAAUGCGCGGUGACGCUGUUCUGCAUCGAGAUAAUGUUAAUACCAAUAAUCUGAGAAUAAACCCUGAUUAUAUGCGGACUAUCUCGAGUGAAGGGAGCGGUUCAGCGCAACAUGACAUUCGUAGUAUUGCACCACAUGACAUUAGAACUGUUGUACCACAUGACAUUAGAACUGUUGCACCACUUGAGGGUAUGAAAAACAUUCCAACUCCCGAAAAUGUGAGCGAGGAACAUAUACAGUGGUGUUUGAAAACGAACAAUGUGGACGAUUUCAGGGUUUGGGAUGCUGCCAACAACCUACCGGUGUAUAAACCACCUUCAGAACGGGUACCGAGUGUGUUCCAGUUUGAGACUGACAACUCUAAUAAAAACCUUGACAUCUUACUGGACUCAAAACAGAACAUGGAGAAAUUGUUAUAUGAACCUCUUCAUCUUGAUGAAGGAGAGCAGUAUAAAAGAAUGAGAGAAAUUUCAGUCGACAUCCCUACUCCGCAACCUAUGGUCUGCAUGCCACCUUCUGUUCAGAGAAGGGAGGAGUGGAGGAAACUGAGAGAACAAAAACUGGCUGGAGUUCCGCCUCCUGCUGAUGAUGAGAUUCAAGAGAUCGUGACUAUUUACAAUCCUCCCAAUACAUUUGACGUGGGGUUAGAUCAGAGGAAGAGUCAGAACGGGAUCUCGCCAGGAACUGUGCGGUUAUCCGAGGAGGCGUCAACGUCCAACUCUAUGAGAUAUAUUCCUGCUCCGCUUUCUUGCCUCAUGCCUAGCCCUGACAGCGCAGAUUUUCAGUUAUAUAGGAGCAACUUUGAGAAUAGUCGAUGAUAUGUUUUGUUUUUAUUCUUAUAUUUGAUUUUAUGUGCUGGAUAAGUUAUUGUAGCAACUGAUUUAACAGAGGUUGUUUUUAAUAUUUUUAUAUAUUUUUGGCUCACCAGCUUUAUUUUAUACAGAUGUAUGAUAUGUUUGACUAUAUAUAUAGUAGUUCACAAUUUAGGCGAAAUUUAGGUUUGUUCAGUUUCUAUAAUAGUUUGUUGACAACACAGCAUUAUAGUCGACAUUGUUUACGGGGUAGGAUGUUUCAAUUUCAAAUAACGCUGUUAAUGUUAUACGCUCACAAGUCACAACACACAAUUGUCAAGUGUAUCGUCCAAGAUAACUAAAAGGUCACGUGGGAGCCCCACAACCAGCUGUCACACGAAACACACCGAAAUUUUAAUCAUCAACAGUAACACAUCAUGAUCAUCCCCUACGAAGGCGAAGUCCUGCCAUAAUAUAUAAGGGGUCGUUCACAUAUUACGUAAUCACUUGAAUAUGACCCAUUUUUAACAUAACGUAACAUGUGAAGUGUGAACGACCCCUAACCGCUCUUACUCUUACUCUUAGCUAUGAAUGGAUUUUUUAAAAUAAUUUUGUAUGAUCUCUUGCAGUCUGAGUCACGGUAACUUUUGAAUUUCACGAGUUUCUUUUGAAAUUGAAUUCAAUUUUGAAACGAAUACAAAA